Molecule: messenger RNA, 2307 nt
Organism: Cinclus cinclus
Lineage: Eukaryota; Metazoa; Chordata; Aves; Passeriformes; Cinclidae
Gene: ITFG2
Product: integrin alpha FG-GAP repeat containing 2
Exons: 12
Coding region: 934-2307 (457 amino acids)
Biological process (GO): regulation of TOR signaling
Cellular component (GO): KICSTOR complex
Molecular function (GO): protein binding
Source: RefSeq, a predicted model, not a curated record
GAGGUCACUUCGCUUAAGGAAAUACUGGUUUCAUUUGCCUAAUAGAGCCUUAGGGUUGCCAGCUAAGGGGGGUGAUUUUCAUGAGCUCUGACUAUAGUAACAGCCCUGUGUAUGUGAAAAACUCGUACCAAAGCACUACCCCCUCUUUGUGGGAAACAACACUGUGAAUGUCAGCUGGGGUUAGAAGAAGGGAUUUAUGACUUAGAAAAACAGUUAAGGGGGACAGGGAUGCCAAGCCAGAGUACUUACUCUUCAGCAAGUAAAUACCUCGAUUUGUUGCUAAUUAUUCCUGGAUAUACGAGCCUCUGUGGUUGAAACUGUUUUGCUUCUAAAGCGUAGGGCCAAGUCCUAAUGAAAAAUUUCUAAUGGUUGAACAGCAGUUUUCAAAAAUCUCCCACAGGCAUUAUAGUUGUACAUGUUUCUGAAAGCAAAAAAAAAGUGAAGAUUUCUGUGGCACAUCUAAAAAAAAUCUAGUCAAUGGUGCAUCUGUUGUUAAGUGUGAGCAGUCUUGAAAGUACCACUGUGCCCUUGUUGUUACUACAAAACUAUGAAAUGUUUGAGAAUGUAAAUCUGUUACGGACACUAAACAAGCCCUGUUCAGGCAGCGUGCUCCGAGCUGUCUGUAAAGCGGGUCUGGCUGCCGGCAGAAGGUGGCAUACUGGUGUUUGUAAAGUGAGGUCAUGCAUGUAAACUUCAACUUAUAAACUCGGUUAUGUAUGUCCUUAUAGAGGAAAAAAAAAAAACAAUGCUUAAAAUAAACAGUUACAGUUCUGACUUCGUAAACCACAGCCGUCUGUCUCUGCGUGUAUAAAUCUACAAACCCCUGAGGGCGCGCGGUGUUCUGAGGGCGGUGGGCGGGCCCCGCCCCGCCCCUGCUCCCGCCAUUCCCGGCGCGCAUGCGCCCCGCGGAGCCUCCCCUCCCUCCGGGCCGGGAUGCGCUCGGUCAGCUACGUGCAGUGUGUGGCGCUGGACUUCGCCGGCAGCCUCUUCCCUCACGCCAUCUGCCUGGGGGACGCCGACAACGACACGCUGAAUGAACUCGUGGUGGGAGACACCAAUGGAAAGCUCUAUGUUUACAAGAAUGAUGAUAGCAAGCCCUGGGCUGUGCGAUCUUGCCAAGGAAUGCUCACAUGUGUCCGUGUGGGAGAUGUGUGCAAUAAAGGAAAGAAUUUUGUGGUGGCGGUGAGUGCAGAAGGCUGGUUUCAUCUUUUUGACCUGACUUCUCUGAACUCAAAACACCCAGAUGCUUCCAGCCACCAUGAGCUGGCAGGGGCAGAAGAGCAGAAGCCAGUGUUCAAGCAGCACAUUCCUGCCAACACCAAGGUCAUGCUCAUCAAUGACAUUGAUGGAGAUGGGAAGUGUGAGUUGGUUGUGGGCUACACUGACAGGGUGGUCCGUGCCUUCCGCUGGGAGGACUCAUCAGAGAAUUCAGAUCAUGUCUCUGGGCAGUUGAUUCUGUUGAAGAAAUGGCUUCUAGAAGGUCAGGUGGACAGCCUGUCCGUGAACCCAGGCCCUGAUGGCUCACCAGAGCUGAUGGUGUCACAACCAGGCUGUGGCUAUGCCAUCCUGUUGUGCACCUGGGACACGGAGCAGCGGGAUGCAGCUGCAGGAAAGGAUGGAUCUGCCCCAAGCAGUGAGGCCCCUGUUCGAGAUGUGAUUCUACACCAAACAUCUGGACGGAUUCACAACAAGAAUGUCUCCACUCAUCUGAUUGGUAGCAUUGCCCGAGGCUCUGGUGAGAAUAGUGGCUCAGGUCUCUUUGCCCUCUGUACUUUGGAUGGAACGCUGAAAUUGAUGGAGGGAGCAGACAAACUGCUCUGGUCUGUUCAGGUUGAUCACCAGCUCUUUGCUUUGGAAAAGCUGGAUGUUACAGGCAAUGGGCACGAAGAGGUGAUUGCCUGUGCAUGGGAUGGUCAGACGUACAUCAUCGACCACAAUCGGACUGUGGCCAGAUUCCAAGCAGAUGAGAAUGUCAGUGCCUUCUGUGCAGGCCUCUAUGCAUGCAAAGAAGGGAGCAACAGUCCCUGCCUUGUUUAUGUUAGCUUCAGCCAGAAAAUCUACAUCUACUGGGAUGUGCAGCUGGAGAGAAUGGAGUCCACCAACCUAUUGAAAAUCCUGGACUGUGACCCAGAGUUUGGAAGUCUCCUGCAGGAGCUGGGUGUAGACAGAAGCGAUGUUUCUGCUGUCAGAGACCUGAUUCACAAAACACUCUAUUUUCCUGAGAAAUACCAUCUCAGCAGCCCCUCACAGGAUCCUGUGGAAACAGAUUCUUCUGCCCACUGCAGUGGCAUCCAGGAUCCCUUAUAA